AUGGCCGCGACUAGGACUUCGACACGCCAAGCCGCUCAGAAGGCGAAGGAAGCCAUAGCAGCCGGUCCAGACUCUAAGAGCAAGAGUGGGGCGGGUGCAAAGCGUAAGGAAGCUGCGCAUAAAGGUCCCGAGCCGAAGAGGAGCAAAAAGGAUGACCAGAAGCCUGCGCUGGAUGAAGACCAGAAGGUGGAAGAGCGAAAGGAGGAUGUAGAAGGGCAAGUAAAGGAAAAGAAGGAGGAACCUGUUCAACAAGGAGCAGAGGGAGAGAAGGUUCAGCCGGUUGAAGAGCAGGCGGAGGGAGAGAAGGUUCAGCAGAAUGAGGAGCAAGCAGAGGGAGAGAAGGGGCAGCAGAAUGAGGAACGCGCAGAGAGCAAGAAGGAAGAGCCUGAACAAGAGCAAGCAGUGGGAGCGAAAGAGGAACAGAAAGAGGAACAGGUAGAAGAAAGCAAGGAAGAACAAGGGAAUGACAAAGAGGAACCACUGAAGUCAAAUACUGAUCAGGACAAACCUGCUGACGAGCAACAGAAGCCCGCUGCUGAUGGGGUUGAGUCUGAGGUUCAAAAGUCACAGGAAAGAGAGGAAGCCGUUCCUUCGAAUAUACUCGAGAAAGGCGUGAUCUAUUUCUUCUAUCGACCCCGAGUUAACGUGUCCGAACCACAUAGUGUGGAAGAUGUUGCCCGAAGCUUCAUUGUACUACGUCCAACUCCUUUAGGGGCCUCUCUGGAUCAAACGCAGGGGUCUUUGGAAGCUGGCGCGAAGUGUCGACUGCUGCUAUUGCCUAAAAAGAAAUUUCCAACGAGUGGGAGGGAGAGAUAUAUGGGUUUCGUUGAGAAGACUGGACAGACGAUGAAAGAGCUCCAGGAGAACUUCAUCGCUGGUGAGAAAUAUGAAACUUUGACCCAUGGCGAACGCACUGUGCCGGAAGCCAAGCCGUAUGCCGAAGGCGUCUAUGCGAUUACCUCCACCGAGCGAGCUUCGCACUUGGCGUACAUUUUGACCAUCCCUGGGGAGGUCGGCCCUCUUCAGGAAGACUUUGGCCUUCACGCGCGCGGCAGCUGGAUUGUACAGUCGAAGAACCCGAAGUAUCCGGGCCCUUCCUCGGCGCAACUUCCCAAGGACCCUGAGUACCCUGAAAGUGUUCGCGAAAAGUUCCAGGAUUAUCGCUGGGCGCCAUUGACACCUGAGUUCAUUGACUACCCCAACGCCCAGUUCCUGAUAAUCGGUGGAGCUACAAAUGACCUUGGAAAGGCUGCUACCGCCGAGCCUGACGGAAAGCGGUCUGAAGAGGCGCAGCCCGGGGAAGAGUUAGAGAAGUUGGAGGGCGAGAACGAGGAGAGAGUUGAGUCAUUGGAUGGGGAUGAUGCUGUAUACAAAGAUCUGGGACUGGAUGCGAGUAAGUAUCCUAAGGUGCCAACAACUUGGGAUAGUUAG
Messenger RNA from Aspergillus bombycis, 1431 nucleotides. RefSeq lists its product as uncharacterized. The coding region runs from base 1 to 1431 and encodes 476 amino acids. The transcript is spliced from 4 exons. NCBI's taxonomy places the organism in Eukaryota, Fungi, Ascomycota, Eurotiomycetes, Eurotiales, Aspergillaceae. The record is from RefSeq and is a predicted model, not a curated record.